Sorex fumeus (smoky shrew) is the source of this 709-nucleotide messenger RNA. It is a transcript of the gene SMPX, whose product is annotated as small muscle protein X-linked. NCBI's taxonomy places the organism in Eukaryota, Metazoa, Chordata, Mammalia, Eulipotyphla, Soricidae. Gene Ontology annotation, cellular component: M band; costamere; muscle tendon junction. The record is from RefSeq and is a predicted model, not a curated record. Bases 283 to 543 code for a protein of 86 amino acids. The transcript is spliced from 5 exons.
UAGGAAGAACAACUGUGAGCUAUGACAGGAAUUCUCUUUAACACUUAGCCUCCAACGUGUUCCCCUCCGGCCCUGCGCUGGGAGCAGCUCUCAAUACCGGGAGAGGCACCGAGCACUUGAGCUAUUUCAGCCGCUUGAAAAGCAUCAGGAUUGAGAUCACAGCUCAGAGGACACUGGCUGUCCUUUCUACCUUCUGAGGAGCCUAUAUUCCUGCACCUGACCGCCCGGGACUCUCCGGAAGCAGUAAACAGAUCCACCAAGCAGGGCUAAACCCGGGUGAAUAUGUCGAAACAGCCAGUUUCCAAUGUCAGAGCCAUCCAGGCAAAUAUCAAUAUACCUAUGGGGGCCUUUAGACCAGGAGCUGGGCAACCCCCAAGAAGAAAAGAAAGCACUCCAGAAACAGAGGAGGGUGCUCCUCCCACCUCAGAGGAGGAGAAGAAGCCAAUGCCAGGAGCAAAGAAGCUUCCAGGACCUGCGGUCAAUCUAUCAGAGAUCCAGAAUAUUAAGAGUGAACUGAAGUAUGUCCCCAAAGCUGAACAGUAAUUAGAAGAAAAGAGGCUUGGUGUGAAGAAUUGAAGAGGAAGAGAAUGGAUUUGAAUGAAAACAGCCUACUAAAAAUUUUAUAUAUUUGUAUGAGAUUAUGACCCCCUUGACUGCCUGAGAUUCAAGCAGAAAUGUUCUAUUUAUACAUUUCUAUCUCUUCCUUCUA